Messenger RNA from Alternaria arborescens, 366 nucleotides. RefSeq lists its product as hypothetical. The coding region runs from base 1 to 366 and encodes 121 amino acids. The transcript has 3 exons. Lineage: Eukaryota; Fungi; Ascomycota; Dothideomycetes; Pleosporales; Pleosporaceae. The record is from RefSeq and is a predicted model, not a curated record.
AUGGCUACUACCGACCACACGGCGCAGUUCCAGGAGCCUCCUGUCAAUGGACUUCCAGGGGCUACAAGCACUACCCCAUCUCACGUUGAUGUUGAUGGCCCGUCCCGUGACGACAUCGACCUCCAAUUUCAAGAACCUAUCGCUCCUGAAACCUCUACUUCUACAUCCACCUCUACAUCCACCAAAGAUGACAAUAAUUCGCUUCAGAAAACUACUACUGAGAAGCUCAAGGAUGCUGUGAAGAAGCCAUUCACCAGCUCAGACAAUACUUCCAACUCGCAAACGUUAGGCGAGAAGGACAUUACCAGCCCAGAGAUGGCCGCUGCAAAUGAAGUCCUCGCAGACAAGAACCUGAAGUCGCCGUAA